Messenger RNA from Numida meleagris (helmeted guineafowl), 3430 nucleotides. RefSeq names its product non imprinted in Prader-Willi/Angelman syndrome 2 (gene NIPA2). Gene Ontology annotation, biological process: magnesium ion transport. Bases 2004 to 3089 code for a protein of 361 amino acids. Gene Ontology annotation, cellular component: membrane. NCBI's taxonomy places the organism in Eukaryota, Metazoa, Chordata, Aves, Galliformes, Numididae. The transcript is spliced from 8 exons. The record is from RefSeq and is a predicted model, not a curated record. Gene Ontology annotation, molecular function: magnesium ion transmembrane transporter activity.
CUUCCCAGGCCGGGCCGGGCUUCAGUCUGAGGUGGGAAGGAAGGUUUUGGCUGCAUUUCUGGAUCAAAGCGAGACUUUGGGUUUAUUUGCAUUCUCUGAAGGCUGUGUCUGACGUCUCAGUCCCAGCAUUUCUUUAGAUCGCCUGAAAUCUGAAGCUGCCUAUCUUACACGCUCAAGGUAGAACUUGAGUGAACUUUGGUCAUCCGGCUGAGAAUGAGGUAACGAAAUCGUUGCAAAAGGGAUGAAGAAGGUUGUGUCAUUGACUCCUCACGUUGGGUCCGUUUUGAUAGGCUUCUGGGAAAUGCAGGCAGUAGGGUAGCAGCUACGAAGCACGCUCUGUAGUCAUUUAGUUGAUGAAUAACACUCUGUUUCAGUGAAGGUCCUGCAAUUGAAGAUUGUUCUUUACAUAGAAAAAGAUAAGUAUAAAUAACGCAGGAAGAAUAGGGUGUACAAAAAGUUAAUGAUUGGAUUUUUUUUUGUUUUCUCCCCUACUAUCUUAAAAUUGAAUACUUGUUGGUUUUUCUUUAUUAAUAUCAUGUUAAAGGAGUACGUUUCCUCAUUGUUCAAAAAAAUCUUAGGUGGGCUUUUUGAAACUGUUGGUGUGUCUUUUGCUUUGAGUACUUGUGCCUCUAACGUGCUAUAUACAUGCACACGUAUGACAUCUUUGUAAAAUAUAUUAAGAUAAAGCAUGUGUCCUUGUUUUUCCUUGUCCUUGUAAUACAUAAAAAUAAGCAUAAGAUUGCACUCCCUUUUAACUUCAUGGACAGAGGUAGAAAACUUUCUCUGUUGGAGUUAGACUUGCGCUGCAGAAUUGGAGGUACUCUUUCCUGACGAAUUUCUGGACUCCUUGGGCUCUGGAUGCCAUGCGUCUUGGCCUUUUAAAGGCACACAUGACUGAGAUUUGAACCAGCAGCUCUUUUGUCUUAAUGGUGCAUUACAUCUGUCCUUUCUGUGUUCUCUGUCCCCGUGUCUAAGAGAGAGAUGUAAACAUAAUAUGACUGAGGAAGAAGACUUGGAUUACAGAGUUAGCUGUAUGUCGCAGAUUCAAGGAAUCUUACUGAGAAUAUCUGUGUUGCUACUUUUUUCCCCAACCUAAGUGUUCCGUAUAUGAACGUAUAUCCUCUAAAUACUCACCAUACCAAAGCCGAUACUUAAAAAUUUAUAUUAGUUUUUCUUAUAAUAAAAGCACCUUAGAACUUAAGUUACUGAACAAGAUUGAAGAGACGACGAUAGUAUUUCAGUUCAACUUUUAGCGUGCUCCUUCCUAAGGAAUGGCUUAGAUUGCACGUUAAUUUCUUCAGUUAGAGAAGUGAAAAGCAAAGUGGUGGAAGAACUGUAAGGUUUCACAUGAGGUGUAUGUAGGGAAGGUCAAACUGAAAAAUCACACUACUUUGUUACUCGAGUGUUUUUAAAACUGUGAGCUCCCUUUGUAGAGCAUAGGUGAGACAGUGUACACUUUUGUGCAUCAUGUGUGAAAGUGAGAUUAGCAUGAAGUUAGGGACAUCGGGGUUUUGUAGCUGAAUUCUUAACGUACCAAUUAAUAUUCUUUUUAACUUACAUUUUAGAAACCUAACAUUUGAAAUAUUUAAGAAGCGAAUGCCUCUGGAUUUUGGAACAAAUUGCCUAACAAGAUGCCAACAAGAAGAGCUGGGUUCAGUUUUAAUGUUAACCUACCUGUGGUUCUCUGCUGGGUUUUCCUAAGAGUGUAGUGAACUGAUGAAAGUUGGCAGCAAGAGCACAGAGGGGAAGGCAGUAUUGGAAGAAAACAGUGAUUUUGAAGAAACAAGCACAAGAGUCAGAGCUGUGAGCUUGCUUGGCGGACUGGAUUGUGCUUUUAUCAAGUCCAAGGCUUGCAUUCUGAGUUUAUGUGGAAGAGAUGCUGCGGCUGUUCUCAAGCUCUCUGACAGACUAAUUUCAAUGUUUCAGUAUUGCAUCAUCUCGUGUUGAGUAACAGAAGCUCCCCUGUUCGUUGAUCAAUGUGACAGGCCCCAGCAGUUUACGAGAUGAGCCAAGCCCGUGGGAGAUAUGACUUCUGCAUUGGGCUGGUGUUGGCUAUGAGCUCCAGCAUUUUCAUUGGAGGGAGUUUCAUCCUGAAAAAGAAAGGUCUUCUCCGAUUAGCUAGGAAAGGCUCCAUGAGAGCAGGUCAAGGUGGUCAUGCAUACCUUAAGGAGUGGCUAUGGUGGGCUGGGCUUCUUUCAAUGGGAGCGGGUGAAGUAGCUAACUUUGCUGCCUAUGCUUUUGCACCAGCUACAUUAGUGACUCCUCUAGGAGCUCUCAGUGUUCUUGUAAGUGCCAUUCUGUCAUCCUUCUUUUUAAAUGAAAAACUUAAUCUACAUGGAAAAAUAGGGUGUUUGCUAAGCAUCCUUGGAUCAACCGUGAUGGUAAUUCAUGCUCCACAAGAGGAAGAGGUGGAAACUUUAGACGAAAUGUCCAGCAAACUACGUGAUCCAGGUUUUGUGGUCUUCGCAACACUUGUUGUCAUUGUGUCUUUAAUUCUAAUAGUUGUGGUGGGACCUCGCCAUGGACAGACCAACAUUCUUGUGUACAUAACAAUUUGCUCUGUGAUUGGAGCGUUAUCAGUCUCCUGUGUAAAAGGUCUGGGCAUUGCUAUAAAGGAACUUUUUGCAGGAAAACCAGUGCUGAAACGUCCCUUGUCUUGGAUUCUGCUGCUAAGCCUUAUUGUCUGCGUGAGCACGCAGAUCAACUAUUUGAACAGGGCUCUGGAUAUAUUCAACACAUCAAUAGUGACUCCAAUCUAUUAUGUAAUCUUCACCACAUCUGUUUUAACUUGUUCUGCUAUCCUGUUCAAGGAAUGGCAACACAUGGCGGCUGAUGAUAUUAUUGGCACCUUCAGUGGCUUCCUUACUAUUAUUGUGGGGAUCUUUUUAUUGCAUGCCUUCAAAGAUGUUAAUUUCACCCUAGCAAAUCUGCCCGUCUCCUUGAGGAAAGAUGAUAGAGCAGCAAAUGGGUCUUUGCUGAGCACAUAUGACUGCUUUAAUCACGAUGAAGAAAGUUCUACCUGUGUAAGUGAAAUACAAUCCACGGAGAGUCUCUCAGCCAGGAGAAAUGGAAGUCUGUCAGCCUUCUGAAGACAUCUACUUGUUAAAUAAGAGAAGAACAAUUCUGUAACUCUGGAUUUUUUUUUUUUUCCUGCUGUGAAAUGUCUGAGCUUGUCUGGAACCUCAUGUACUUCCUAACAGUGUGGGUAGACAAUCUUUUAAGUUCGAUUAGUUUGGAUCAAAAACACCGAAGGGGGUUUUAAUUUGCCUUAUUUUUACUUUACAAAAAUACUAAAAUGACCUCAGACCACACUUGGUGUUGUUGCUUAAGUUGUGUAAAUACUUUCAUUUCACUCUUCUGUCUCAAGAUGUAUUGCACUAAUGACAAUUUUAUCCAAAAUAAAUGGCUUUAUUUCUGCACUGGUGGUAAA